AUGAUUAAAGAAUUUGGAGAGCCAACAUAUUCGAAGUUUUUUGAAUUUAAAGAAGGCAGGUCUGCCAUAUUUGAGUUUGAAAAUCCUGAAAUCAUGGAUCGAAUUGUAGCCAAAUAUAAUGGUAAGGAAUUAAAUGGAGAUAAAUUAGUAGUAGAGAUUAUUGAGCACCAGAAGAGAAAUCGUAAGAAUAGAAAUUUUGUUAGAGAGGGGAGACCAGAACGUGGAGUUAUGGGUAGUCAUUAUCGUCAACCACAUAAUUCAAAGAAUUUUAGAAGGAAAAAUGAUAAACAAAGGGAGCCAAAAAAGCAGUUAACUUCUCAAGAAUUAGAUGCUGAAUUAGAUGCGUAUAUGAACAGUGGUGAUUGA
Vanderwaltozyma polyspora DSM 70294 is the source of this 366-nucleotide messenger RNA. It is a transcript of the gene YRA2, whose product is annotated as Yra2p. Gene Ontology annotation, molecular function: nucleic acid binding. The transcript has a single exon. NCBI's taxonomy places the organism in Eukaryota, Fungi, Ascomycota, Saccharomycetes, Saccharomycetales, Saccharomycetaceae. Bases 1 to 366 code for a protein of 121 amino acids. The record is from RefSeq and is a predicted model, not a curated record.